Molecule: messenger RNA, 4210 nt
Organism: Protopterus annectens (West African lungfish)
Lineage: Eukaryota; Metazoa; Chordata; Ceratodontiformes; Protopteridae
Gene: ARHGAP6
Product: Rho GTPase activating protein 6
Exons: 13
Coding region: 464-2911 (815 amino acids)
Biological process (GO): signal transduction
Source: RefSeq, a predicted model, not a curated record
CUUUUGCACCGCCUGCCGCGCGCCGGCCCCCUCCCCUCCCUUCCCUUCAUUGGGACUGCUUGGCGCGCGGGCUGCUAGAGCUGGGCUGCUGGCUUCUUCUGCACCCGCUCCAGCCCCAGAAGUAAAAGAAAACAGCUACGAGUGAAGGAAUACCAGCUGCAGAUCUAUGAUGGCAGUGUUGUCCGAUUCCUAUCAGUGACGGCCAGACACAAAGAUAGACGCCCCAGUCACUACUUCCUAAACGUUUAUUGCACUGUUAAGGUCACAGAGAGACUUCACUGUUGCCCAGCAAUAAACUUUUGCACUAGCAAGGAGGGGAUUCUAGAUGUUCCGUGGCCGUAGGGACUGGAUUUGUGCGCGGGACCUGAUUCUGAUCUGUAUAAGGAACGGUAUUCGUAUCAGCAGCAGCUCCUUGGUGUUCUAAGUCAAAGCAUUUCCUUGUUGUGGAUGUUAACUCACGGCAAUGGGAGACUGUGCGUUUUUCGAGAAAUGCAUUUCCACUGCAGGUGAUUUUAAAUGGAACAGUAUGUCUGGUCGAAGUGUUCAGCUGAAGUCAGUGCCUAUUCAAAGCCUUUCUGAGCUGGAGAGAGUGAGGCUUCAAGAAGUAGCAUUUAAUCGUCUUCAGCACGAUUUUGAUUUAGGCUGCCAGAUCACCAUUCCUAGAGAUGGACAGAAGAGGAAGAAAUCUUUGAGAAGAAAACUGGACUCAUUAGGAAAAGAGAAAAAUAAAGACAAAGAGUUUCAACCUCAGGCUUUUGGUAUGCCCUUAUCCCAGGUGAUUGCCAAUGACAGAGCCCACAAGCAAAAGCAGGACUCUCAAAGAGAGGAAGAAAAAGAUGGUGCCGAUUUUGUUGCUUCACUUUUGCAGUUUAGCAAUAAACGACAGAACAAAGAACUCUCGAGCAGUAACUCAUCUCUGAGCUCCACCCCAGAAACACCGAAUGAAUGCACUUCGCCAAACACACCUGAACCUGCUCCACGUGCAAGGAGGCGGGGUGGAAUGUCUGUGGAUUCGAUUACAGACCUGGAUGACAACCAGUCUCGACUCCUAGAAGCCUUACAGCUCUCUCUGCCUGCUGAAGCACAGAGCAAAAAGGAAAAAGAGAGAGAUAAGAAGCUAAGUCUCAAUCCAAUUUAUCGUCAGGUUCCUAGACUAGUAGACAGCUGCUGUCACCAUUUAGAAAAAUAUGGCCUUCAGACAGUAGGAAUAUUCAGAGUAGGAAGCUCAAAGAAGAGAGUAAGACAGUUACGGGAAGAAUUUGACAGAGGAGUAGAUGUCGUUUUAGAUGAAGAACACAGUGUCCAUGAUGUAGCCGCCUUGUUAAAAGAAUUUUUGCGAGAUAUGCCCGAUCCUCUUCUUACCAGAGAGCUUUAUACUGCCUUUAUCAACACAAUGUUAUUAGAACCAGAAGAACAGCUCAUUGUUUUACAGCUUCUCGUUUACUUGUUACCUCCCUGCAACUGUGACACACUCAAUCGACUCCUGCAAUUCCUCUCCACAGUGGCAAAACAUGCAGAUGAUACCAUGGACAAGGAUGGGCAGGAGAUUACUGGCAAUAAAAUGACAUCCCUCAACCUAGCAACAAUCUUUGGACCUAAUCUAUUGCAUAAACAGAAAAGCACAGACAAGGAGUUCAUGGUUCAAAGCUCUGCCCGUGCUGAAGAGAGCACCUCUAUCAUUGCUGUAGUGAAGAUGAUGAUUGAACAGUGUGAAGCAACAUUCAUGGUCCCACCUGACCUACAGAAUGAGGUGCUGAUGAGCCUUUUGGAAACUGACCCAGAUGUGGUAGACUAUCUACUACGAAGGAAAGCAUCACAGUCUUCAAGUCCUGAAAUGGACAGGACAGAAGACUCAUACUCGUUUGGAUGCAGGCAUUCUUCUAUUGAUUCCAAUAAGGCAUCAAGUGGUGAAGUUUCCCCAUAUGACAAUAAUUCCCCAGUGUUGUCAGAGCGACUUCAAAGAUCAGAGGACUCAUGUGCAAGUUCUGAGAAGCUCUUCAGGGUUCCUGAACAAUAUGCUCUGGUUGGACAUUUAAAAGCAAAGUCAAGGGAUGCCUUACCAGCUCAUUUGUGUAGAAAAGAUAGCUCAGAAGAACAGCUAAAUAUCUGGGGAACAUGGCAUUCAACACUGAAAACAGGAGCCAGAGACGAAGGGACUGCAGGAUCGUGUGGUAACCUUUAUGAAAACAGCUCCUUAAGACAAGCUCAGUGUUACCUUUCACAAGGAAAUUUGAAUUCAGAUUGGUCAGGAUCCACACAUCCCUCCAGACUAUCUCCAGACAAUGGUAAGCUGCCUGUGCGAAGAGCUUUCACAACAGCUGGAAUUCAAGAGAUCAAAUGUCAUGCACCAGUUACACGAAUUAGCAGCAGCCCUCAUAUAGAAGCAAGUAAGAGGAGCAGCCAUUUAGGCAUAGAAUCUGCAUACUCAAGACCUGAACUUCAUUUCACUUCAAGCACAGAGCAUAUACCUCAGAAGAAUUCUGAAGUGCCCUGCUUUCAAAAUAGAUCAACUAUUAAGUACUCUCUGCAAGGAGAAACCAACAGAAAUGAGAGCAGACUUCCUCCCCCUUAUCCUGGUCCUCCUGACAAAACUUUGGUUCAGCAUCAAAAAACACCAUCUUCAGCAACACAACAGACAGUGAACAGAUUUCAGAGAUUUGAAAAAAAUACAGGUACCUCUGAGGUUGUAGGUCACAAACCCACAUCUCAAAACCAGUCCAGACUUAUACCUGAGAAUCUGCCAGAUUCGUCUCAAAAAGAAGAAACUGUUUUAGGUUCUCUUCAGAAUGACAGUCAAACUGCUAAAAAUUUACCAGUGGAAGAGUGGCAAGAGUGGCAAAGAGAGCGGUGGCAAAUCUGGGAGCUCUUAUCAGCUGACAAUAAUGAUUCUCUGCCAGAAACUCUUGUAUGACUAUAUAUACAACACAUCCAAAUAAACUCAUAUGUUUUCAAUGUAAAAACAAAACAAAAUUAACUAUUGCAUGGGAAUAUUUCCCAGCUUCCAUUACAAAUGUAUGUUUUUUUUUUUUUUCAUUUGUUUUACAAAUUAAUACAUUUCACAAAUGCUGUUAUGUUACUUUUACAUAUUUAAAACUAUUAUGGUAUGACCUUACCUUUUAUAUUUCAGUCAGAAAGCACAUAACAUAAACUGUAUUCAUUCAAUCCCGUUGUUAUCUUUGAUUUCAAUUCAGUCGUAUUUAUAUGAAGGCAUUUUGAAGUGCGUUCUGUAAUGAAAAUCCUUAAGUACUUAUAUGCAGAACAGCAGUCUAUUAUAACUGCUUCUUGAAACCUGCACUUAAGGUUUAUUGCCAUUUGAUAUAGAAACAAUCUAAAGUAUAAGAGCACAAGCUGGAUUCUGUGCUGUAAAUGAAUGUAUUGAUGCAAAAGCGAAAGCAUUGUUUGCCCUGCCUAAAUAGCCAACUUUAGCAUCUUAUAAAUUACGAAAAGCCAUAUUUUUUUAUUUGUAGUGAAGUAGAAUAUAUUUAGAUAAGUGCAUGUGUACUUAAAGGUAGAAGCAACAUUUAAUAACCCUAAAUUGUAAUUUCAGUAAGACGCCUGGGUAUUUUUCUAAAUACUGGUAUGCAGUGCAGCUUUUCAGAUAGCUCGAAGCUUAUGAAAAUUAUUAGGAGUUUAAAAUCACAAUGAAGUUGUGUGUCACAACACACAAGAAGAACAUCUUGUUUGAGUUCUUUACCAUAUAGUAAUGCAGAGCAGGUUUUUCCUUUGUAUGCUGUAUGAAUUCAAGUGCCUUUGUAAAGUGUUGAACUGGAAUGGAAUUAUCUUAAAAAUCACAAAAUAUACCCAGAAUGUAUCUAGAAAGUUUUAUUUUCCUCCCACUUGGCAAACAACUUAAAACUAUAAUUUGUUUAUUUUAUAAGUCGGCAACUUUUACUACAAAAAUGACUUUUUAUACAGCAUGUUUUAUGUUACUGCAGUUUCUUUCUGCAAAUACAAAUCUGUAUGUGCAUUGUGCCAAAUAAGUGCAAUUAAUGGACAGUAGCACAGUGGAGUUAUUUCCUUUAAUUGUCAUAUUACUGUAGUUAACGGUCACUUAUUUCAGCAUCAAAAGGCUGUUCCUUAACUGGCAAAGAAGUGUAUAAAGUGAAAGGGAUUUUUUAUUAAACAUGUAAGUCUUAAACCAUCAGUAACAUGCAGUAAACGCAAGUAUCAUAUUGUGCCAUACUGAGGAAAUAAAAAAAAAAAUGAAGCA